Molecule: messenger RNA, 1601 nt
Organism: Mus musculus (house mouse)
Lineage: Eukaryota; Metazoa; Chordata; Mammalia; Rodentia; Muridae
Gene: Or2av9
Product: olfactory receptor family 2 subfamily AV member 9
Exons: 2
Coding region: 567-1601 (344 amino acids)
Biological process (GO): G protein-coupled receptor signaling pathway; signal transduction
Cellular component (GO): plasma membrane; membrane
Molecular function (GO): G protein-coupled receptor activity; olfactory receptor activity
Source: RefSeq, marked validated
ACACACUGCUCUCAGACCUGAGCCAGGUGUGGAUCAAAAUGUAGUGAAUCUGUUUCCAUGGGCUAUGAGGUCAAAGGCCAGGGUCCUCAAGACAAGAACUGAUUGAUUUAAUGAAAGUGUUAUGGAACACAUCGAGAAGGGUGAUACGGGCUACCCAAGACUCACACUGCAGCACAGAACAGGAAAGUAAAGUGGGGAGGAAGAUCACUACUGAGAAAGCUUUUGCUCUCCCUAAAAGAAGUUAACUCUGGUUGGUGACUUGUGCUUGAACCAUAGUGCUAGGGUAGAAACUGCAAAACCAAGAAGAAGUCUGAACCUGAGAACAGACAGGAUGUUCUUCAUGUUGAAGUCAUGAUCAUGUGAACUGCACUUCCUCUACAAGUGAAAAAGUUCCCUAUUCCUGUGCCUUUCCUCAACUCCUCGCCCGUGGAAAUCUGCCUCUGAGAGUUCCAGCCCAGUUCCUGACCAAGAGACUCAAAUUAUUUCAGACAAAUGCUUUCUCUGUGAUAGUUUCCAUUUUAUCAUUGUAGAUUUUUUCAGAUAUAAAAAUUUUAUUGAAUGAAGAUAUGGACCUGAAGAAUAAAACUACAUCCAGUUUCAUCCUGCUGGGGCUCUUUCCCAGCUGCAGGUACCCAAACCUCCUUAUCUCCUUCAUCCUCCUCAUCUACACCCUGGCCUCGGCUGGAAACUCCCUCUUGAUACUCCUCAUCUGGCUGGACCCCCGUCUCCACACACCCAUGUACUUCCUGCUCAGUCAGCUGUCUGUCAUUGACCUGGCUUAUAUCUCCUGCACAGUGCCCAAGGCAGCCAUCAACUACUUCACCGGGAGGCAGAACAUCUCCUUCUUUGCCUGUGCCACUCAGAUGUUUUCCUUCCUCACCCUUGGCCUUGCUGAGUGCAUCUUACUGACACUAAUGGCCUAUGACCGUUAUGUGGCUGUCUGUAACCCUCUGAGGUAUACCAUUCUCAUGAGCCCCAAGGUCUGUCUGAUGAUGGCCGCCUCCACCUGGAUCGGAGCAGUUGCCGCAGCCCUCGUUCAUACCGUAUACCCCAUGAAUUUUCCUAUCUGUGGCUCCAGGGAGAUCAACCAUUACUUCUGUGAGAUGCCCGCUAUUCUGAGAAUGUCUUGUGUGGAUACAUCUGUCUACGAGAUGGUGAAGUUUGUGUCAACUAUUAUCUUUCUCCUGACCCCAUUCACUUUGAUCCUGACUUCCUAUACCCUCAUAUUCCUCACUGUCCUCAGGAUGAACUCUCCCAAGGGGCGGAAUAAAGCCUUGGCCACCUGCUCCUCCCACCUGACUGUCGUGAGCCUCUAUUUUGGUCAGGCCAUCUUCAUCUACAUGACGCCCACUUCUUCCCACACACCCGACCAGGACCAGGUAGGUGCUGUGCUGGGCACCAUAGUGACCCCCAUGCUCAAUCCUCUUAUCUACAGCCUGAGAAACAAGGAAGUGAUAGGGGCCCUGCAGAAGUGCACCGGCAGAUGCUGCAGCCGUGAUAGAGUCGGCUCCCUCCGGUGCUGCACUCAGAAGUGUCCUAUCCUUCAUCUUAAAAGCGAAUUUAAGUCUAAGGAAAUCCAGAUUGGAAACAGAGCCUUGUAA